AUGGCGAUUGGCGACGCUACUGCGCGGACGAAUCCCCCGAACGAUGAUGGAGCGGCGCCUUUACCCAUAGUCGCGACGGAAAAUGCGACGGAAACCACCGAUGGGGGGAUAGACCGGUCCGUGCACCCGUCCGGCAUCGUGCCCACUUUACAAAACAUCGUGGCCACGGUGAACUUAGAUUGCAAAUUAGAUUUGAAGACGAUCGCGUUCCACGCGAGAAAUGUAGAGUAUAACCCAAAGGUAUGCAGAGCCGUCGGUGGUAAGGAAAUAGUGAAGACUGACGCAUUUUUACACCACUCUUUUCAUCAAACUUUUCGGUGUGCUCUCUUAAAUAAACAGCGUUUUGCAGCGGCGAUCAUGCGGAUCAGAAACCCGAAAACGACGGCGCUGAUCUUUGCGUCCGGGAAGAUGGUGUGCACGGGCGCCAAGACGGAGGCGUUGGCGAGAGAGGCGGCGAGGAAGUACGCGAAAGUUAUCAUCAAGUUAGGAUUUCCGGCGCAGUUUAAAGAUUUUAAGAUUCAAAACAUGGUUGGGUCGUGCGAUGUGAAGUUUCCAAUACGAUUAGAAGGUUUAGCGUGGUCGCACGGGCAUUUCGCGCAGUACGAGCCGGAGUUGUUUCCCGGUUUGAUUUAUAGGAUGCAGAUGCCAAAAAUCGUACUUUUGAUUUUUGUCAGCGGGAAGAUUGUGUUGACUGGAGGGAAAAGGAGAGAGGAUAUAUACCAAGCGUUUGAGAAUAUAUAUCCGGUGUUGACGGAGUUUAAGAAAUUGCAGUUGGAGUCGGACGAAGGGGACGCCGGGGGAGGCGCGGCUGGGGCGCCGAAGGCGCUUCCGGCGCCUUCGGCGAAGAGGGGCAGGAAACCGAAAGCUUAA
Molecule: messenger RNA, 870 nt
Organism: Bathycoccus prasinos
Lineage: Eukaryota; Viridiplantae; Chlorophyta; Mamiellophyceae; Mamiellales; Bathycoccaceae
Exons: 3
Coding region: 1-870 (289 amino acids)
Biological process (GO): DNA-templated transcription initiation
Molecular function (GO): RNA polymerase II general transcription initiation factor activity; DNA binding
Source: RefSeq, a predicted model, not a curated record